AUGUUCAACUUCGGCGAGCGCCACACCAGCGUCUGGCGCGACGUCGAAGACGAGAUGCUCAAAGCGGGCGUGAUGAAGUACGGCGCGAACAACUGGGCGCGCAUCGCGAGCCUGAUGGCGAAGAAGACCGCCUUCGACUGCGAGACGCGCUGGCACGACUACAUUUUGCCCGCGCUGACGCAACGGCCCUGGACCGAGCAGGAAAUGCUCGCGGAGGCGCGCGCGCGCAUGGCCAACCGCAAGGGCAAAAAGCUGAAACGAAAGCUGCGCGACCAGCUGCUGAACGAGCCAGCAACGAUGCAAGUCAACUACAUUGCAGACCCCGGCGCUCUCAGCAAGGCCGUUGCGGAACACAUUGCCGAAGCCGUAAACAAAGCUGAGCGCGAGAACCGCAGCUUCGUGCUGGGACUGCCUACCGGCAGCACGCCGCUGCCGAUCUAUCGCGCGCUCAUCGAGCUGCACAAACGGGGCGCCGUUUCCUUCAAGCACGUGGUGUUGUUCAACAUGGACGAGUACCGCGACUGCUGUAUGAAAUCUGCACUGUACCGCAAUUUUUUGCACGAGAACUUCGUCAAGCACAUCGACGUUCUGCGAACGAACGUGCACUUUCUCACCGACCGCAUGGAAGGUUCGGAGUACGAAGCGCAAAUCGCGGCGGCCGGCGGCAUCGACUUGUUCUUGGGCGGAAUCGGCACGAAUGGGCACAUUGCGUUCAACGAACCAGGCUCAUCGUUCUUUAGCCGCACUCGUGCAGUCACGCUCAGCGAAGCAACGCGAACAGCGAAUGCGCGCUUUUUCGAGCGCAAAGAGGAUGUGCCCAAAACAGCGAUUUCUGUCGGGUUAGGCACGUUUUUGGACGCGCGCGAAGUGCUAGUGGUCGCCACGGGCGCCGAGAAGGCCCAGGCGGUGCGCUGGGUGGUGGCGGGCGAGUUGAGCGAGAAUUGUCCGGCGACCUGCCUCCGGCUGCACCCGCGCGCCUCGCUGUGGGUGGACGAGCUCUCCUGUGGCAGCCUGCAGCACAACGCUAGUUGUAUUAGUACUAGUGAAGAAUCAUCCACUGUAGUCUAG
Dermatophagoides pteronyssinus (European house dust mite) is the source of this 1068-nucleotide messenger RNA. Its product is annotated as glucosamine-6-phosphate deaminase-like. The record is from RefSeq and is a predicted model, not a curated record. Lineage: Eukaryota; Metazoa; Arthropoda; Arachnida; Sarcoptiformes; Pyroglyphidae.